This is a messenger RNA of Spirometra erinaceieuropaei, 6422 nucleotides long. Lineage: Eukaryota; Metazoa; Platyhelminthes; Cestoda; Diphyllobothriidea; Diphyllobothriidae. The record is from the annotation of a GenBank genome assembly.
AUGGAGUCUCCAGUGAAGUCGAUUGUGUCCUUAACUAGGAGAGAUAAAACAAGUUCUCAGAAGUACCCAUUGCUGGUAACUGAAUUGAUCGGACAUCUGAACCUUUAGGAUGCCCACUGGUGUUCGAAUACAGUCUACCUCCAGUUUUAUUUUCCCAAGCCGGGUGCAACAAACAAUGAGCUCAAUAACUGGAGUUUGCAAGUGUCCUCAAUAGUAUCUGCAUACUCUCAACUGCUUGUUGAAGAUUUUGACAAAUUUUGGUGUGAGGUAUCGCAAAUUAAUAAACAAACUGACUGUCUGAUAGAUAUUACACAGUCCUACGCUCCACGCCUCCCUUGAUUCAGUUCUUCAGGCCGGACCGAGGUAACGCCGUGUUGUUUUAUGCGUAUGGUUGGCAUAUUAAAAGGUUCCUAGAUCUUCCACAGAGUUUGCUCCGUUUCGCUUCCUUACUACGUCAAUUGAAGACGCUAACGCUUCUCGUCUUUCAACGGGCCUCCCAAUCCAAGCACUCCAAUGUACGCUAUUUUGGCGCUUAUUAUCAUAUCUUUUCUUACAGGACAUGUUUCUGACAGAUUCAGAAUACGCAAGACUUGUUCAUGAGAAGUCUGUCUUCGAUUCCUACCGGUUCAUUAGCUUGACGUCGAUGUAUUGCGCCGAUAACCGUGAAGUCGUUACUGAGAUCAUCCGUUCUGUGGUCGCAUUACAGCCGAAAUUUGUUGAUGACAUAAAUACCACCCUGCAGGCCGUUUUAGCCGUAAGCUUCCAACUGCGCUUUGACCGUUUCUUACUCAGCUUUGCGGUAUGAUCAUAGCCUUUCCCUUCCGUACUUUUAGAUCUUGAGGAACAUAGAACUGAAACUGCAACAGUGGCAGCUUGAGGAGGACCACGGAACUGAAACAUCCUCGGACGUGAACUGCAUUGGCCGCCUUGAUGAUGUCAUUGACUACUUGCAAGAUAUUGGUUUAACGCUCGAUCAAUUUCUUUCGAUUGUGUCACAAGCGUGUCCUGAGGUCCCUAAAAAGUGCAUUGCAGAUGGCUUGCAUACCAGGUGAACUUUUUCUUUCGCAUAUUCCGUUUACUUGCUUUCACUGUUCAACCAAGACGCGGGUUGCGCCAGUUACCCAAACGGUAAUAUAACCUGGUUGGUCAAAUUUUAGAGAUCAGACUAAAGUCCAGUUUGACAUCCACUGCUAUGUCUGAGAGUAUGGUAUCUUCUCAUUCUUCCAUCAGAACUGUGUCUCUGAACUUCAUUUCUCUCGCUGCAGUAAGAAUCAAAUUGAACAAUCGCAAAAAUUCAAAGCAAGAGUCUCCCAACAACUGACUACUCAGAAUUACUUCCGAUAAGUUUUAGUAUUACAUAGGAGUGUAAUAAUGUAUUAUCCCCGGGGAAUAUGAUUAUUAUUGCUCCGAUUUCCAAAGUACAGUAACGUCUGCUAGCCUCUUUAUGCGCACCAAUCGACCUAAUCGCAGCUACUAAAUCCGUCACCCAUGGAGCUGACAUUAUUGAGGAAGACGGAAAUUUGACUGGACAGCGAGUCUCCUAUGUAAUGCUGAAACUUCUCGGAAGUCAUUCUGAGUAGUCAGUUGUUGGAAGGCUCUUGCUUUUAAUUUUUGCGAGUGUUCAAUUUGAUUGCUACUGCAGCGAGAGAAAUGAAGUUCAGAGAUACAGUUCUGAUGGAAGAAGGAGAAGAUGCCAUAUUCUCAGACAUAGCAGGGGAUGUCAAAAUGGACUUUAGUCUGGGGAAAACGGAAAUCUGACUGGACAGCGAGUCUCCUCCGAUUCCUUGUCCUAUUCACCACCAAAAACCAACGUAGUCUUGUUGUUCUGCCAGUCUGUAACGAAUAGUCGACGGUUUUGUUGGACAAGCAGAAAUAAAUAAACAAAACAGACAUUAUUACAGCGAUUAGAGGCACUUGUCCUCGACCGAAAUGUAUUUUCGAUUCGAAAAGAUUACUUAGAUAGGGCUGUAAUAUCAAUUAUCAUGCGACAUAAUCCCAGGAUAUCUCAGUCUCGUCAGGAGGCCUGAAAAAACGACACUCUGCAAGAGAUGGCUACUUGAGUAGUAUGCAUUUUUUUCCGGCAACCCACGCGCAAGUCACUGGUGCUGCGCGCACUCGGUGGACGUCAUCGCUGGCCACGAUGAAACUGUUUGAUGGUCAUCGGGCUUAGGAUUGAACGAAUAAAGGUAGAGUAAGUCGUAAACAGUGCUGCGUCGAUUUAUCUUCGUUUCUUUCGAUUUUCCCCGCUCUGGUGGGUAUGUACUAUCACGUUCACCAUACUCCACAGGUGUCGAAGGAGAUGAGGCGACUUCCUGCACUGGACUGUGCUUUCAAACAGUUCAAACUAGGGUAUACCACAUAUUUAUCUAAGGGCAGGAGAAUGUACCCUGAAUUCCGCUAUAGUUUCGAAUUCCAUCCCUCCUCGGAAGUUUCUUAAAGGUAUUGGUAUCAGGAUAUUUCUACCAUCGCAGGCGACGUGAUCCCUCAGUGACGCAUAAGACCGAUGCAGCGCCGGUUACUUGUGCGUGAAUAUUUAUUUCAUGAGACGGACUUGCGAAGCACUCACCUCACACGCUCCUUCCUCACCCUUCGUGUUCCGGUAGUAAGAAAAAAUCAAGACGACCCGAGGCUGGCCGUGAAUGCAGGAGCUGAUGAUGCAAAUUCAACCCCCUCCCCCGUCUACUCGUACCACAAGCGCGCCAGCUGCACCCAGGGGGUCUCAGCUCUCAAGUAAGUGAGAGUGCCAUAAAGACUGCACCAAGAAGAAGUGAUUGCAGGCUCGUCCUUAGCUCUGGGAGGAUCGAUCUAUCUCGUCAGUUGACAGCCUUCCCAGUCGUGACUUUUAGCGCGUCAGUUCCACUGCGGCGAGCAAGACGCUGAUUGGCCGGUUGGGGAAUGGCAUCGGCCUCACCCGACCUGUUAUGUAUCACCGACCUCUCCGCGACUGGUGAUAAGACUGGGCACGGUGACAAGCGGGCCCUAGAGCCUCCAAUUGUUGCGCUUCACUGGCGCGCGCUACCACGCACAAGUUGCCAGCACAAUGCAGGAAAGAAGAGCUGUCCACGCCAAGCCCUCUGAAGUGUCAGGGCUUUACGCUGGUAUCAAUAAUCAACAGCCCGGCCUUGUCAUUUUCGGGCAAGCCUAGUUUGUGGAUUUCCAGUCUGUCCCCGUCGCACUGGGUUCUUAACUUUUCUUUUUAUAAUGCCCUGAUUUUCCGCUGGAAUGCCCUACAUACAGUAGCUGUGCUAACUCGCGAAAUGUUGACCAAGAUUCUGAAAUGCGUUUUCGUUUCGCAAAGAUUACUUAAGUAGGUGUUUAAGGGUAAUCAUCGUGCAGCAUAAUUAUAUAAUGAUUCAGAUAUCCCGGAGAUGUCGACAUUCAAAUGAGCAUCUUUAUGGUCACAUGCGAAAACCACGCUCUGGAAAAAAUGACUACUUGAGUAGCAUGAAUUUUCUUCACUGAUUUUAUUAAAUCGCCUUAAACAUUCAAUUAUAUUUCAUGGAGAACUUGCAUAUAAUUAUUCCCUCUUUUGUCCAUUCAGUAGAAAAUUAUGUCUUUUCCAAUUUCGUACUUGGAGGAAGGGUAUAAUUCGGUGUUAAAAAAGUUUCUCAUUCUGCGAUUUUUUAUGCCGUGAAAUGCCCGUUCAUAAAACAUAGUAUCUCCGCACUUACUAGUGUUGCUUGUAAGGUUUACAAUAGGGCUCAAAUUCACCGCAAAAUUUUAUGAACCCCAUAUGGCUUACUCUUAUUGCCGUAGAGAAAUGUAUGGUUUUCCGUACACAAAAAUAUAUGGUUUGUAGUUUGGAAACCCUGAAGGCAAGUGUAACGGCUGGUCGGGCUCAAAAUUAUCCGGGAAUUGGAAAAGAUUUUGAAAACCGAAUUAUACCCUUCCUCCAAGGAUAAAAUUUAAAGAAGACAUAAUUUCCUACCGAAUGAGCAAAAGAGUGAAUAUUUUUAGGCAUGUUUUGCGUGAAAUGUAAUUUACUUUUUUAGGGCACGGAAAAUCAAUGAGAAAAAUUCACGCUACUCAAGUAGUCAUUCUUUACAGAGCGUGGUUUUUGCAUGCGGCCGGAAAGAUGUUCGUUCGAAAGCUGACAUCCCGGGGUGUCUGAAUUAUUGUAGAAUUAUGCUGCACGAUUAUUACUUUUAAAACCCUACUUAAGUAGUCUUUUCGUAGCGAAAACGCAUUUCAGAAUUUUGGUUGACACUUGAUAAGUAAGCCCACCUACUGUACACCAGCUUUUUAGCUAAGUCCUCUGGCCUUGAUUUUUGGCAUUGAUCCAUUUGCGCUUGGUCCUCGUCUGUAGUGUUGUAUAAACUCCCGCACUCCUGGUCAACGUUUAGAGAGCAGGCAUUUGUAGACAGUGUCCUUUCUUGAAACUUUACCUUCAGAUUCGCUCACUACUGCGACAGCCUGACUGAUCUCAUCCGUGGCCAGGUUCUGCGAAACAUGCGAUGGAGUUUCGAGUGAGUCCCGUUCUUUUUUUGUAAGUACUCGCAUCCGAAACUGACUGUCUCUUCGCCUCCAACAGACAGAAGGCGCAGCUGUUAAGAAAACUGUCGUCGGCCAUUGCAGCUAUGGUAAAAACUGUGCGUUGUGGCAUAGUUGAACCGGGGCUUCUGAAUCCUAUCACACAGCUGGCCUUCUCCCAAGACGCUUCGGACACGUCUAAAAGGCAGGGCUUUCUCACUGCAGCCGCUGAAUUUCUACAGCUUCUGACCGAGUUUACAAAUCAUCGCAAGUAAGGGUCCCGCUUCCUCUAUUUGGCGUAUUGUUUUUUUGUUGUCAUUGAAAAACCAAUUCUUAUUAACAGAAUUCAUAUACUGCUACUUUUUCAUUUCCUUUAGUUUCGCUUGCUUUUAUUCCCUUCUCUAUGCCAUUGACGAGGACAUUAACAGCAUACAGGAGAUGGCACCAUCCGAUGCCCUGUAAGUCUUGCCUCGCAUUCAAACUGCAAAGUAGUCCUUUUGAAAUUUGUUUAACGUACGUCUAAGACAAGCUUCACCGCCACACUUUGUCACAGCCCUGAGUCGAGUCACUGGCAUACUGCAUGUUUCUAAAGUCGUCAGAUGCCUUGUAGUUGCUUUGUAGAAGUCGCUAUCCUAGGUUCCUCGUAACCGCCUUUGCCAUGGAUAUAUGAAAGUGCGUCAAGCUGAGCCCGGACUGCUGUUGCUGCUGCUGAUGAUGAUAAUGAUGAUGACGAUUAUUAUGUGGGGUAGGCAACCACCCUUCCCCCCCCCUCCCCCCAGCCGGGUGACCACUUUCAGUGAACCAGCAAAAAGUUGGAUGAAGGCUAUACCCCUGGGUCUGCCCACCCUGUUAGCUGGAUAAUCUACGUCGCGCAUUGUGGCUGCGGGGAGCCAAAGUGGACCAAAGUACGAGGUCGAGAAUACGGGCCCCCCUAGUACUACAGGUGGCAUCGCGCUACAUUCCCAGGGGUACCUUCUUCCAUGCACUAACCCUCACUCCCCUGGAAUUCAGGGCCAGGCCACUUUUGGCAGGAAGGUCCAUAUUCCCGUGCUCAACCAAAUUUUUGCCCGUCAAAGCAAUUGUUGCCGUUGUUCAGACAUCCUUAAGACCCGACUUCACUAGGGGAAAAGACGAAUGUUGAUAAUAUGCGUCUCGUACGAACCAUGUGCCUCUGUCAUGUUAUCGUGGCUGCGCCAAUUCACUUGCGCAAUGUCUUUAAAGCUGUUUAAUGACAGCUCGACGGUCGCGAAUGACGGUGUCUACCGUGCGCUCCGCAGCAUGACGGUCGCAGGAACGGUGACUUGCGCGUGAAUAAGUUUACUGUGACAGUGACUUUCGCAGCGUCUUCCUCGCUCUCUCCCUCCCCACUCACCUGAGCCCGAUGUCAGGACAGAGUCACUAAGACCGGAGGCGGGAUCGGGAGUGCGGCGACUUACAAUGCUGAACAGCUCAUCUGCGCCUGGCACACACGCGUGGUCUGGGGGCAAUGGACCAGGGUUUUACCAAGAAAAAACGAUGGGACUGCUCGGAUCCAUAUUGAGUGGCAUUGCCAUAGAAGCCACAUUAAGAAGGAGCCAUUACAGCCAUCACCAUCGUGGGAACUGCCGCAGGUGUGACAAUGUAGGAAGUUGCGGAGGCAGUAGGUGAAGCUACCGUGUCGUUAUUAUACUUGUUUCGUAGAUAUCCAGGAGGUCGAUCCGUGCGCAGAGUGUUUGUUGACGGCGGGGAUACGAUGGCGGGGCGGGGGGGGGAGGUUGAGAGUUGGGAUUGUGGGUCGAAGGCGCUUGAGACUUGCGAGCCGACUUUUUGGUUUUGACAACGGUGAUCCGGUUGGCCUCGUAAAUUGCUGCCCCAUUCUUCACUGCACUUAUUCAGGCCGAUCUAUCCCGGAGGGGGGCGGAGGUCCUCUGAAGCCUCCGGGCUGAUUUGGAGGUUCUUGGGAGAGCUCCUCG